Messenger RNA from Trachymyrmex cornetzi, 747 nucleotides. RefSeq lists its product as uncharacterized. The transcript has 4 exons. Bases 1 to 747 code for a protein of 248 amino acids. NCBI's taxonomy places the organism in Eukaryota, Metazoa, Arthropoda, Insecta, Hymenoptera, Formicidae. The record is from RefSeq and is a predicted model, not a curated record.
AUGUAUGAAUCUGAUUGGGAACAGUAUAAGUGUAAAGUAAAAAAGGAUAAUAUCGUGGGGAUCGACGAGGCCGAACUGUGGGAGGAAGAUUUGCCGAUUAAAAGACAUAAACCUAAUAAAAGCAUCCAGCGGCCAAUUCCAUCCCAAACAUCAAUCGAUAAACUGUUUCAAGACCUUAAUCCUACUUCUACUAUCCCAGAAAUACAUAUCCAAGAAGAACCUGAAAAAUUGGCUAUUAAUGAAAACAACACAAUUCAUGAUACAAAUAAUUUUCUGUUACCAGUUGAAUAUGAUUCUGCAAAUGUGACUACAAUCGAUGUAUCCUCCUUAAAUUUGCCCCUUCAUUCUCAAGACGACUUGGUAUUGAAAGAAAUUUUGCAAAUAAUUUUGGACGUACAAGCUAGUCAAACAAGAAUGGAAGAACACCAAAAACUCUUUGCAGAAAAAAUGAAUGUAGCAGUUUUAAAACUGUCACUUACAACGGAUAAAGUAUAUACUAUGCUAAAGGGCAUACAAGAUUCUUCACUUGCAGAUUCUUCCAUGCAUAUCAAUCCAAAUAGCAGUAUCACCGAGCCUCUCAAUUUAUUUGCGCAAAAAUUUAUAUUUCCAUUAAAUACAGUAUCAGAUAUUGACACAUAUAAGACAAUUGGUGAAACAGAAGGAAACGAAGAGGGAAAGAACGUGGCAAAAAAUAUAGUCGCUAUUUUUUUUUUCGAAAUACGUUCUGACUCUCUUCUCCUGGACUAG